AACCACUUCCAAUUCAUGAUUGACAACUGACAAGUAGCCUGCCUCAAAUCGAAUCGACAAAUCGCAAGGAUGGACUACGGUUACAACAAUCAGUAUAGCACUGGCUAUGGCGCACAGGGCGCUACUGAUGGUGGCGGUUUCGUCGCAGGAGAACCACAAAGCAGUCCAGCUGCUGGAAGAGGUGGCUAUGGAAAAGAUACAGUUCGACCCAUGACGAUAAAGCAAAUCCUAGACUCGCAACAACCUCAUCCUGACGCAGAUUUCCGAGCCGACGGCGAGCCAUUUGGGCAAGUUACCUUUGUCGGACAGAUCCAGUCUAUCAGCACGCAGGCGACGAAUGUGACGUACAGAGUGGACGACGGCACCGGUAUCAUCGAUACGAAACAAUGGAUUGACUCGGAUCAGAAUGCGGACAAGAUGGAGGUCGACCCAAGUAAGCCCAAAUUGGUUGAGAAUGGAUACUGCCGUGUCUGGGGAAGAUUGAAAUCGUUCAACAAUAAGCGACACGUCGGAGCUCACAUCAUUCGACCCAUCACCGACUACAACGAAAUCCAUUAUCACAUGCUCGAGGCUACGGCAGUGCAUCUGUUCUUUACUAGAGGGCCGCCAUCAAACGCACAAUCCAAUGGCCAGAAACACGCAGGUGCAAAUGGCACGAACGGAGGACAACAAGACUUUAGCGAUGCUGCGGGCGGUGCACUUCCUAAUGUAUCGCCUCUUGCACGGCGAGUAUAUGCGACCCUGAAGAAUACUCCGCAGAGCAACGAAGGUCUUCAUGUUCAAAUGAUAGCGUCUCAGAUGGGGCUUCAAGUCCAAGAUGUCUACAAAGCUUCUGAGGAGUUGUUAGGAGUUGGAGUGAUUUUCACCACAGUUGAUGACAAUACCUGGGCAGUUCUGGAUGCAUAGAGAGUGUAGCCGGGAACGCACACGGUCUCUCCCCAUUCCCUACUGGAGGUGUUCCGAUGCGGGCACGCUUCUCACAAUGAAGGAGGAUUGUACACUACGAUGAUACGAUACACCAACGGAAACAUGUAAUGUUUGAAGGCCAAAGGAGUAGACAUAAGCGAAGUCUUGCUAUCAAGGGAUGUUAAGUCUGACAAGGCUAUCAAAACCAGAGUAUGGUCUCUAUUGUCCGUAAGGUGACGGAGAGCGAUCCGAAUCUUCCCACAGCC
Molecule: messenger RNA, 1172 nt
Organism: Exophiala viscosa
Lineage: Eukaryota; Fungi; Ascomycota; Eurotiomycetes; Chaetothyriales; Herpotrichiellaceae
Product: replication factor A2
Exons: 3
Coding region: 70-906 (278 amino acids)
Biological process (GO): nucleotide-excision repair; double-strand break repair via homologous recombination; DNA replication
Cellular component (GO): nucleus; DNA replication factor A complex; chromosome, telomeric region
Molecular function (GO): single-stranded DNA binding
Source: RefSeq, a predicted model, not a curated record